ACAUACUUCCCACUAACAUAUAGUCUUCUCAUACUCAAUAUAAUAAAAUAUAUAUAAAAAAAAGUUCCUGGAAAAUUUAUUCAACUUCACCCAUAAGUUCAUUCUUUUUGCAUGAGUUUUAUGUCAAAGAAUUGUUAGUGAAAUUUUUUAUGCGCGUAAAGCUAACUAAUGGAAGAAUAUGCGAAGAGGGUACAUGAUCCAUAUUUUCAACCUCACAUGGCGGUUGGGAUUACGGUUUCAGAAGACUCAUUGGCUAACUGUGUUUGGGUGUCAGGGCCGGUGAUUAUAGGAGCGGGCCCCUCAGGGCUCGCUGUAGGCGCUUGUCUCAAGAAUCAAGGAAUUCCUGCCUUGAUUCUUGAAAAGACGCAUUGUAUAGCAUCUUUAUGGCAAUUGAAGACAUACGAUCGUUUAUGUCUUCAUCUACCUAAACAAUUUUGUCAGCUCCCUCUUAUGUCUUUUCCAAAAGAUUUCCCAACUUACCCAACUAAGCAACACUUCUUAGCUUACCUUGAAGCCUAUGCUAAAAAGUUCGAUUUGAAGCCUGUAUUCAAUACGGUAGUCUUAAAAGUGGAAUACGAUAGUGGAUGCGGUAUGUGGAGGGUGAAAACAAAGGUGACCGAGUAUAUUUGCCGAUGGGUGAUAGUGGCUACGGGGGAGAAUGCAGAGGAAGUUGUACCCAAUAUUGAAGGGAUGAAUGAAUUCAAAGGACCAAUUGUACACACAAGUUCAUAUAAAAGUGGUGAUUCUUUUGAAAACAUGAAGGUUUUGGUGGUUGGAUGUGGGAAUUCAGGCAUGGAAGUUUGCUUGGAUCUUUGUAACCACAAUGCUCGUCCAUCACUUGUGGUUAGAGAUUCUUUUCAUAUAUUGCCACUAGAGAUGCUUGGUAGAUCAACUUUCGAACUGUCAAUGUGUUUGCUGAAAUGGUUCCCCGUUAGAGUAGUUGAUCGGUUAUUGCUCAUGGCAUCACACUUGAUGAUCGGUGACACAGAUAGACUCGGACUACAUAGACCUAAGCUUGGUCCCCUUGAACUAAAGAACGUCUCUGGUAAAACGCCCGUGCUGGAUGUAGGUGCACUUGCAAAGAUAAGAAGCGGACACAUCAAGGUUUUUCCAGGAAUUAAGAGACUUAUUGCAUGCAAUAAUGUGGAGUUUGUAGAUGGAAGAACGGAGGAAUUUGAUGCAAUUAUUUUAGCCACAGGUUAUAAAAGUAAUGUGACUUCUUGGUUAAAGAACACAAAGUUAUUCUCUGAAAAGGAUGGAUUUCCCACGAAACAAUUCCCCGAAGGCUGGAAAGGAGAGUGUGGAUUAUACGCCGUUGGGUUCACAAAACGUGGGUUAAUAGGUACAUCCCUAGAUGCUUCUAGGAUUGCAGAAGACAUUGCACGUCAAUGGAGCACAAGCACGAAGCAUUUCAAGCCGUUUCUACAGCAUCCACCACCAUUAUAAUUAACUAUAUAUGGUCGCUCAAGUUCAUAUAUAUAUAGUUGAUGUUAUAAUUUCAUGUGGAGUAGUAUGUAUGUUUGAUUAGAUUCAUUAAUUAUUAGGAAGUAAGAUUAAUUAGUUAGCUAGGGCUUGCUCAUAUAUAUGAAGUGUAAAGAAGUGGUGAUAUUUGAUUGAUGUGAAUAUAUAUACAUAAUGGGAAUUAUUGAUCAA
Messenger RNA from Erigeron canadensis, 1653 nucleotides. RefSeq names its product indole-3-pyruvate monooxygenase YUCCA2. The coding region runs from base 169 to 1446 and encodes 425 amino acids. Gene Ontology annotation, molecular function: flavin adenine dinucleotide binding; monooxygenase activity. Lineage: Eukaryota; Viridiplantae; Streptophyta; Magnoliopsida; Asterales; Asteraceae. The record is from RefSeq and is a predicted model, not a curated record. The transcript has 4 exons. Gene Ontology annotation, biological process: auxin biosynthetic process.